Messenger RNA from Glycine soja, 1167 nucleotides. RefSeq names its product phosphomannomutase-like. The coding region runs from base 255 to 998 and encodes 247 amino acids. Gene Ontology annotation, biological process: protein N-linked glycosylation; GDP-mannose biosynthetic process; mannose metabolic process. The record is from RefSeq and is a predicted model, not a curated record. Gene Ontology annotation, cellular component: cytosol. The transcript is spliced from 12 exons. Gene Ontology annotation, molecular function: phosphomannomutase activity. Lineage: Eukaryota; Viridiplantae; Streptophyta; Magnoliopsida; Fabales; Fabaceae.
AGAAAAGUAAACAGCAUCGACUUGAAUUUGAGUGAUGAAUUUGUUGUUGAAGCUUCACUUUGGAAAUUUUGAAUGUUACGAGACACAAGUUUCUCCAACUUGCUGGUCCCACACAGUUUCUUCCUCUGUCUAUUUCCCUCGCAGAUCUCAACCAAUUCUUAUAUAUAAACCCCUUUCGAGAUCUGCUUCAAGCUCUGUCCCCUUCUUCCACUUCCACCCUCCUCUCAGGUUUUUGUGGAUAAGAGUGAGCUAUAAUGGCUGCCAGGAGACCGGGUUUAAUUGCUUUGUUUGAUGUUGACGGGACUCUUACAGCUCCCAGGAAGGUGGUCACACCGGAAAUGUUGACAUUCAUGCAAGAACUACGAAAGGUUGUAACGGUUGGAGUUGUUGGGGGUUCUGACCUUAUAAAGAUAUCAGAGCAACUUGGCAGCACAGUUACCAAUGAGUAUGAUUACGUAUUUUCUGAGAAUGGUCUUGUGGCUCACAAGGAAGGAAAGCUCAUUGGAACUCAGAGCUUGAAGUCAUUCCUUGGUGAAGAAAAGCUCAAGGAGUUUAUUAACUUUACACUUCAUUAUAUUGCUGAUUUGGACAUCCCCAUUAAGAGGGGAACAUUUAUGGAGUUCCGUAGUGGGAUGCUGAAUGUGUCACCUAUUGGCCGAAACUGUAGCCAAGAAGAAAGAGAUGAGUUUGAGAAAUAUGACAAGGUUCACAACAUACGCCCAAAAAUGGUUUCUGUACUUCGUGAGAAGUUUGCUCAUCUUAACUUGACAUUCUCCAUUGGAGGACAGAUAAGUUUUGAUGUUUUCCCUCAAGGUUGGGACAAAACAUACUGCCUGAGAUACCUUGAUGGUUUCAAUGAAAUUCACUUCUUUGGUGACAAAACUUACAAGGGUGGAAAUGACCAUGAAAUCUACGAAUCUGAAAGGACUAUUGGGCACACAGUUACAAGCCCUGAUGAUACAGUGAAGCAGUGUAAAUCUCUGUUCCUAGAAAAUUAAAGAAUUUUGCAGCAACAUGUUAUUGAGAAUUACAGAGGGAGUGUACUCAAAACUGUUGUACAGAAAGACCACAGGCUGCAAUCAUACUACCUCUUUGUAUUUUUAUUUUUUGUCAGAUUCACAUUUUGGAUUUAAUAAUAAGCUUAUCAUUCAGUUAAAUUGAUAUGAA